Abrus precatorius (Indian licorice) is the source of this 1316-nucleotide messenger RNA. Its product is annotated as probable pectin methylesterase CGR3. NCBI's taxonomy places the organism in Eukaryota, Viridiplantae, Streptophyta, Magnoliopsida, Fabales, Fabaceae. The record is from RefSeq and is a predicted model, not a curated record. Gene Ontology annotation, biological process: pectin metabolic process. The transcript is spliced from 7 exons. Gene Ontology annotation, molecular function: methyltransferase activity. Bases 197 to 976 code for a protein of 259 amino acids.
UGGCAACGGGAAAAUUAGCAGAACCGAGUCACUGUUUUUCUGUUUCUCUCUCUUCUUUCUAUUUGUGAUGCGCACAAUUCAGAUCUAGCCUUUGAUACCAUUUGCACAAUGCGAGUUCUAUAGAACUGUGUUCCGAUUACUAUAAUAACGAUUCUUUGUGGUUCUGUUCGUGAAGAGAGCUGAAUCGAGAAAAGUGAUGUCGAGGAGAACGGGGAAUCCUUUUAGAAGGUUCGGGGACAGCGGGGGUGGAUUGUUUUCCACUUCGAAAUCAAGGUCUUCGCCGGUUUUGUCAGUUGCGCUCGUAGUUGUGGGAGGUUUGUUUCUCAUUGGCUAUUUGUACAGGGGAUCAGGUGGAUUUGGCAGCGGUUUAGAUUCUGUUAGCAGGGUUGAAGGUGAUUAUUUGUGCAGUGGAGAGGUCCAAAGAGCAAUUCCUGUUUUACAGAAAGCAUAUGGAGAUAGCAUGCACAAAGUUUUGCAUGUUGGUCCUGAUACUUGCUAUGUGGUCUCUAAAUUGCUAAAGGAGGAGGAAACUGAAGCCUGGGGUAUAGAACCAUAUGAUAUAGAGGAUGCUGAUAACAAUUGCAAAGCACUUAUCCGUAGUGGCAGUGUGCGUGUGGCUGACAUCAAGUUUCCUCUUCCAUACAGGCCAAAAUCUUUUUCUCUUGUAGUUGUUUCAGAUGCUCUGGAUUACCUAUCUCCCAGAUACCUCAACAAAACACUACCGGAUUUGGUGAGGGUAGCAACUGAUGGUAUAGUGAUAUUUACUGGUUUUCCCAGCACUCAGAAAGCUAAGAUAGCGGAUGUUUCUAAAUUUGGAAGAGCGGCCAAGAUGAGGAGUUCAUCCUGGUGGGUACGGUAUUUCCUUCAGACUAACUUAGAAGAGAAUGAAGCUGCUUCUAAGAAGUUUGAACAGGCUUCAACAAAGAGUUCAUAUGAUCCAAGAUGCCAGAUAUUCCACUUGAAGUCACUCCAUUGACUCAUGGGAUUGUGUAGCAUUGGAACUCUGAUUGCUGUUCUCCAUUUUUAUUUAAAAACACUUUCUUCUAUAAAGGUAAUUUAAUUCUUUGAAAUAUAUUCGCCAUAUAUGGUGGAUCGCUUUUGUUGAUAGACUUUUAUUCUUUAAAUCACCAGCCCCUGGCUGUAAAGGACAAAACAUUUUAGUAUUUAACUAAAUUAUCAGGUGAAUCAGGCGACCUAUAAGUAAGUGGCAGUGAUUGUUGUGAUAAAUUGUUACUCCUUUUUCUUUACAUAUAAAUUAAAUGUCAGUCAUUACAUUUGCUAUCUGGCAAAAGGUUGGAUAGAACCCAACUUUUUCC